AUGUUGACCAAAAGGCGCAUGAAGUUCCAGUACAUCUCCUGUCUCGCUUGGCUCGCCCACUACGAUAUCUUCCACCUUGUACCCCGUGAUAAGAACAUCAGCUAUGCAGAUCUUGCCCGGGCGGCUGGCGUUCCUGAACAGCGCCUGAAGAGCAUCCUCCGCAUGGCCAUGACUUCGUCGCUCUUUCGAGAGCAUCCAAACGGCACCGACGUUGGUCACUCCGCGGUCUCGGCGCUUCUAGCCAGUGAUGACGAUGCCUAUUCUUACGCAACCUACAUGUGUUCGAAAACCGCCCCGAUGGCGAUGAGCAUGACCGAGGCACACAAGCGAUGGGGCGCGAGUACGCGGACCAACGAAACAGCCUACAACGUCGCGUUCAACACGGACCUGCCGUUUUUCGACUAUCUGGCGCAGAAUAAGGCCCGGAUGGAUGAGUUUGCUCGGUAUAUGCGGAGUGUCCGAAGCAGCGAGACUGUCGCACUCAAGCAUCUCAUCUCCGGCGUUGAUUGGGAGAGUAUUCCUGCUGGGGGUAUGCUCGUCGAUGUUGGGGGUUCGACCGGUGGAGCCGCGAUAGCACUAGCCCAGGCCUAUCCACAUAUCAGAUUCACCGUCCAGGACCUGCCUGAGAACGUGGAAACUGGGGAGAAGGCAGCGGCGGCAUCAUUACCAGCCGACAUCGCCUCUCGUCUGACCUUCCAGGCCCAUGAUUUUACCUUGCCGCAGCCAGUGCGAGCGGCGGAUGCAUAUCUGCUCAGAAUGAUCCUGCACGAUUGGCCGGACGAGCAAGCCGUGAAAAUCCUUCGCAACAUUGUCACGGCGAUGGACGAGACAAAGUCCCGUUUGUUCAUCAUGGACACAGUCCUCCCGAAACCGGGGUCUGUGCCGAUUUCGGUGGAGCGCAUUGCCCGCGCCAGGGAUCUGACGAUGAUCCAGUCAUUCAACAGCAAGGAGAGGGAGUUGGAUGAAUGGAAAGACCUAAUCACCGCCGCCGAUCCCCGGUUGCAGCUGAUCGGUGUUACCCAGCCUUUUGGGAGUGCCAUGUCGAUUCUGGAGAUCCAACUCUCUGCGAAGUGA
Messenger RNA from Aspergillus terreus NIH2624, 1074 nucleotides. RefSeq lists its product as uncharacterized. The transcript is spliced from 2 exons. Gene Ontology annotation, molecular function: O-methyltransferase activity. The record is from RefSeq and is a predicted model, not a curated record. Bases 1 to 1074 code for a protein of 357 amino acids. NCBI's taxonomy places the organism in Eukaryota, Fungi, Ascomycota, Eurotiomycetes, Eurotiales, Aspergillaceae.